GUUACCAGACCUACACGAAGACGUGCAUGUUUAUAGGUGCUGUAUCGAGUGCAUGCGUAAAUGGAAGCACUGUGUCGGAACUUCGUAAUUGUAGUACUGCAGCAUGUCAGUUUGGAGCAUGGAGUAAUAUUACACAAUGUACAAAUCCAUGUGGCGGGGGAACCAAAGUACAAACUCAGCAAUGUAUAACACCUGGUUGCCAUUUACCUAAUAUUAAUCGAACAGUGACCUGCAAUAAUAAUAAUUGUGGCUUUGGUGCAUGGCUCGAUAUUUCAAGUUGCUCUGUUGUUUGUGGUGGUGGUACGAAACAACAACAACGCAACUGUACCUCACCAUCUGGUUGUACAACCCCAACAGAAACUCAGAAUGUGAGCUGCAAUACUCAGGCAUGCCAGUUUGGAGCAUGGAGUAAUAUUACACAAUGUACAAAUCCAUGUGGCGGGGGAACCAAAGUACAAACCCAACAAUGUAUAACACCUGGUUGCCAUUUACCUAAUAAUAACCAAACCGUGAGCUGCAAUAAUAUUGCAUGCCAGUUUGGAGCAUGGAGUAAUAUUACACAAUGUACAAAUCCAUGUGGCGGGGGAACCAAAGUACAAACUCAACAAUGUAUAACACCUGGUUGCCAUUUACCUAAUAACAAUCAGACCAUAAGUUGCAACACACAUAACUGUACAUUUGGUUCAUGGUUUGAUGUUUCAAGUUGUUCUGCUGUUUGUGGUGAUGGGACAAAAAAUCAACAACGAGAUUGUGUUUUACCAUCGGCUUGUGGGAAUGCAACUCAAACUCAAACAGUGACCUGCAAUGUUCAGUCGUGUACAUUUGGUCCGUGGAUUGACACCUCGUCGUGUUCGUUAACCUGUGGCGGUGGAAGCAAACCGCAACAACGACAAUGCACCAUUACCAACUGUAGCAUCACGGAAAAUCGGACAACAACAUGCAACAGUGAAUCAUGUAUCACAGUGACUGCAGGUUUUAGCAACUUACCUCUUCUUAUAGCAAUCUGUGCAAUAGCUGGUGGUGUUCUUAUCUCAGCCAUCGUGUACAUGUGUGUUUCAAACUUAUGCGGUGCAGCUGCAGGUGCUCCAGUGAAAGCUCGUGCAGUGACGGCCUCAACUGCUUUUACUAUUUACGCAAUUCAAGCUGCAACAUUGGGCAUGAUAUUGUGGCGAGGACAAACAAGGCUAAAAGUAAAGUCUGGUGGAACAAGCGGUUGUUGUGCAUGUUGUGGUGGAAGUGAUGAGGAUCAACAGGAAGGUUCAAAUAAAGUACCAAUGGUCCGACUGUUUGGAAAUAAAAAGAGUCCAGCCACUGUGGAAGAAGGAAUUCCAUCGGUAAAUGAACCUCCCGGCUUGUCUUUG
Messenger RNA from Ciona intestinalis (vase tunicate), 1361 nucleotides. NCBI's taxonomy places the organism in Eukaryota, Metazoa, Chordata, Ascidiacea, Phlebobranchia, Cionidae. The record is from RefSeq and is a predicted model, not a curated record.